UUUAGAUGCACAAUUGUAAAGUGGCUGUUCCACUGGAUGUCAUAAGGUGAAUGCACCAAUUUGUAAGUCGCUCUGGAUAAGAGCGUCUGCUAAAUGACUUAAAUGUAAUGUAAAUGUAACUCAGUUUUUCACCAUUCAUGACAUUUAAUCCUAGUAAUAAUUCCCUGUUUUAGGUCAGUUAGGAUCACCACUUUAUUUUAAGAAUGUGAAAUGUCAGAAUAAUAGUAGAGAGAAUGAUUUAUUUCAGCUUUUAUUUCUUUCAUCACAUUCCCAGUGGGUCAGAAGUUUACAGACACUAAAUUAGUAUUUGGUAGCAUUGCCUUUAAAUUGUUUAACCUGGGUCAAACAUUUCUGCCCACAAAUUUUCUAUAGGAUUAAGGUCAGGGCUUUGUGAUGGCCACUCCAAUACCUUGACUUUGUUGUCCUCAAGUCAUUUUGCCACAACUUUGGAAGUAUGCUUGGGGUCAUUGUCCAUUUGGAAGACCCAUUUGCGACCAAGCUUUAACUUCCCGACUGAUGUCUUGAGAUCUUGCUUCAAUAUAUCCACUAUAAUUUUCCUUCCUCAUAAUGCCAUCUAUUUUGUGAAGUGCACCAGUCCCUCCUGCAGCAAAUCACCCCCACAACAUGAUGAUGCCACCCCCAUGCUUCACGGUUGGAAUGGUGUUCUUUGGCUUGCAAGCCUCCCCAUUUUUUCCUCCAAACAUAACGAUGGUCAUUAUGGCCAAACAGUUAUGUUUCAUCAGACCAGAGGACAGUUCUCCAGUACAAGUACAAUCUUUGUCCCCAUGUGCAGUUGCAAACCAUAGUUGUCACGUUCGUUGACGGAAGAAUUAGACCAAAGUGCAGCGUGGUAGGUGUACAUUUUACUUUUAUUUAAAUGACACCAAAAAACGACAAAAUACAAAAACGAACAUAAAGCUACAUGCAAUGCAGAAAGCAACUACACACAAACAACAUCCCACAAACUAAAAGUGGAAAAAGGGCUGCCUAAGUAUGAUCUCCAAUCAGAGACAACGAUAGACAGCUGCACAACCAGAAGAGGACUGGCCACCCCUCAGAGCUUGGUUUCUCUCUAGGUUUCUUCCUAGGUUUCUACCUUUCUAGGAAGUUUAUCCUAGCCCCCGUGCUUCUAUGUCUGCAUUGCUGUUUGGGGUUUUAGGCUGAGUUUCUGAAUAGCACUUUGUGACAUCGGCUGAUAUAAAAAAGGCUUUAUAAAUAGAUUUGAUUGAUGGGAUUCUGAUGUAAUAUGAGUUAGUGUGGAGUGUUUUAGAGUGUUUUCUAAUAUACUUGAGAAAUGUUUGCAUAUUACAUUAUAGUCAAUGGAAAGUGACAACCUAUUUUCUGACACUUUUGAAUGUGGGUCAAAAGGGAAAUGUAAUUAUUAUCUGAAUUUCCUUCACUCCUGCCUGCCCUCACCAUCUUUAAACGGUGCCUGACAGGCGGGGGCGAAGGACACUGUCUACUGGUCAACCCCGCCUCCCGUGUGCUAACUAGCUUGCUAGUUAGUAACACCUUGUGCUAGCUUGCUGUGCCCGACAGGUGGGGGCGAAGGACACUGUCUACCGGCCGUCCCUGCUUCCCGCUAGCACAGCAGGCAGAAGGCAGGCAGGGGCACUCCAAUACAGUGGGUGGCUUCAAUGCGCAAUAAAGUUGGUUGCCAGGCGCCUAUACCAAGUGUUAACCUAAAAGCUGUCUUGGGUUCAAACAUCUUCUAUUGUACAGAAAAUUAAUUGCUUAAUCAAUUGAGAGCGACAGAAUUAGAUUACUUCCCAACCAAAUAAUUUUUUUUGUCUCCUUGGACCUCGGCUAUAGAAGGUUGUAGCUCUGCCUCUGAAUGUCUAAGAAAUGAAACAAUGAUAUCCCCAAAUGCCUUGAAGUCAUGUCUUUCCGGGUAUUUUACAGCUUGUUUCUAGCAUAAAGCAUCGCAGACCAAAGCACUGUUAUAGAUCACUUAAUAUAAUCAGAUCAGUUUGAUAUUUUUUUCAAAAUCUUAAACUAGUGACGGGUAGGCCUGUGCUUUUGUCCAUUUUAUUUAAUAAAAGGUAGGCCUAUUGCGUAAUCUCUCAUACCCCCUCAAUUCAAGUACUGGUUUUCUUAACUGACAUGGAGGCAAUCUACUAUAAGAGCGCAUGUUGAGUGGAGGGAUAUAGCCUACAAAUCUAUGGACUUCCUAUACAUGGCCAUGGGAAGAUGGGUUUUAUAUUUUAUAUUACAGUUUUUCUCAAUUGCUAAAACACUAAAACCCAUUGGCUGAACAAAGUUCUCAGUUGCCUGGACUCAUUUAGCUAAUUAUGCAGUCUGUUGUCAAUACCUUAAACCAUUUCACAUGGUAAAACACAAUUUGCAGGUCUCAAUUAGACUUUUCAGCAAAACUCUAAACACAUUCUCAUUCUCAAAACACAUUCUGCACUCUAAUGCACAUGUCAUCCAUACUGGUAAACACAAGUUGCAACAAUCAAAUACAAAUAGAGAACACAUGUCAUUGAUUGAACACAACCACUCAAAAUUGAUUUAACCUGUUUCAAAUGAUGCGACACAACCAAUAUAAGCCAGUUCAGAGAGCAAACAGGUUGUUGAAGGUGGGAAGGAGAAAGUCUGAGAAUGGAUAGAAGAAACAAUGUGAGAGGACGAGGACGAGUGCGUAUGCGAGGUGGGCGACGAGGAAGAGGAGGAGGGCAAGAAAGAGGAAGAGGAGGACGAAGAGGAAGACAAAGAGUGGAAAUAUCUGAUGAAAUUCGAGCAACAGUUAUAGACCAUGUUCUUGUCCAUGGACUGACAAUGAGGGUAGCAGGACUUAGAGUGCAAACCAAUUUGAGCUGAUUUUCUGUGUCCACCAUAGUAAGGACAUUCAGAGAAGAGAACAGGUACAGUAUACUACUGUAUUUUUGUAAUUGCAAAUGUACUGUACUACACUAUAUGCAGCUGUUUCAAUAGACAUUUGUAAAGUUAAUCACUGUAUGUAUUGUACUGCAUGAAUAUGUUUUGUAACUGCACAACUAAUUUUUGUAGAAUUGCAAGGCUGCCACCUGCAGGUGGAAGGACAGCUAUAUUCACUCGGGAGCAAGAGGCCGUUAUAGUUGGCAUGGUCCUUCAAGAUAAUGCAAUGCGACUCAGAGAAAUCCAGGAACGAGUGAUACAAGACAACACACACUUCCAGGGAAUCGACAGUGUGAGCAUUUUCACAAUUGACCGUGUCCUCCAUCGUAACAGGAUGCGAAUGAAACAAGUAUACAGAGUACCUUUUGAGCGCAACUCACCAAGGGUGAAAGAACUGCGAGCUCAGUAUGUGCAAACAAUAUUUGACUUGGAAUCCUUGGACAGACCCCAUGAGUUCAUCUUUGUCGAUGAAGCAGGCUUCAAUCUAACAAAGAGGAGAAGGAGAGGCCGAAACAUGAUUGGACAGCGGGCCAUUGUUGAAGUCCCUGGUCAACGAGGUGGCAAUGUCACAAUCUGUGCUGCUAUCAGCAACCAUGGUGUUCUACAUCACCAUGUUACACUCGGGCCAUAUAACACCGAGCACCUUCUAAGAUUUAUUGCCAAUCUAAGAGAUAUUUUAUUUGAGCAGCAGGUUCAAGAGCAGCAGGGUCGAGAGCUAAAUGAGAAUCCCAUUCCCACCUAUGUGAUAGUGUGGGACAAUGUCAGUUCCCACCGAGCUGCUCAGGUAAGGGAAUGGUUUAACAUCAAUGGGCAGUUUAUGAACUUGUACCUCCCUCCAUACUUGCCUUUCCUGAAUCCGAUUAAGGAGUUUUUCUCCUCUUGGAGAUGGAAAGUGUAUGAUAGACAACCCUACACCAGAGUAAAUCUGCUGCAAGCCAUGGAUUUAGCCUGUGGUGAUAUAGGUGAGGAAUCAUGUCAGGGCUGGAUACGGCACACAAGAGGCUUCUUCCCCCGUUGCCUCAGGAGGGACAAUAUUGCUUGUGAUGUCGACGAAGUGCUCUGGCCUGACCCAGCCCAAAGACAGGAAGAAGCACAUUGAUCACAUGUUUACUCCUUUGAUUUUUGUCCCUUUUAGUAUUGUAUACUGUAGUACAGUGCAUUGUAGGCUGUAUACUGUACAAUGGACAAAUUGUAUGGCCCUGAACAUUGUGCUUUCCAUUUAGUAACAGUACUGACUGCUCAAUAGAUUUUGACUGGUUGCAGGUUCAUAUCAACAAAGAACAAGAAUUACAGUCUCACAGAGACAAAGGACACGUUUGUGAGAUGCAGGGUACAGUACUGUAAAAAUAGGGGUACAAGGAGGAGGAAGAACAAAAAACAAAAUUGCAAUGAGCAAAGCAGAGUAGUAAUUUCUGAUGCAUUUUGAGCUGCUAUGAUAGAACAUGUUUUCGUUCAUCAAAAGACAAUGACAGAAAAAUAUGAAUAUUUUUUUAGAUUAAAAAUUUACAUCUCCCUGAGAAUUCUAUGUUUUGAACAAUGUGUUUUCUAUUUUUCGGUGUAUUGUUUACUGACUGCUUGAGAGUGUAUAUCAUUUUGAUCACUUUGUUUAUGAUUUGAGAGCAGUGUUUGAUUUUGAACACAGGUCAAACUGUUUUGAGGCGAAUGUUUCAUUUUGCGAGAGGAGUCAGAGGUUAUGUAAAUAGUGCUUGAAGAUGAGGUUUUAUGUUUAAUGUUUUCAGGAAAUGGAGCAUGGUUUCAGAAAUUGUGUUUUAGCAAUUGAGAAAAACUGUAAUUAUUUUUAAAUUGUGAUUUAUCAGGGGGUGCUGCAGCACCCUCAGAAACCCUACUUCCCGUGGCUAUUAGCCUAUCACACGAGGUUGGUGGCACCUUCAUUUGGGAGGAUGAGCUCAAGUGGAAUGAGUGGAAUGGUAUCAAAUACAUCAAACACAUGGCUUCCAUGUGUUUUGUGCCAUUCCUUUUACUCAGUUCCAGCCAUUAUUACUGUAUGGGCCGUCCUCCCCUCAGCAGCCUACUAUGGAGCCUAUAGCUUUUAAGUUUGUUUGUCAAACAGGUAGGCCUACCUCUUACUUCUUAAAUAGGAAGAAAUAAGCUCCAACACAAAGCUAUCUUGUUGUUAGUCAAAUAUAAUUAAAAUGAAGACGUUGAAAUGGAUUAUUCUUACUCGAAAUUAAUUACUUUCAGCACUAUGAACUGUCCAUUUCCAAUUGAUUGGAGAUUCAGGACCACAAAGUUACUCGGAUCUGGUUAUUGUGAGGUCAAUAACUCUGAUAAAUACAUAAUGGGUAAGAUGAAGAAACGUGCAGUUUUUAUUCAAAUCAAUUAUAGUAGUAGCGAGCUAUCAAAGUUAACCUCAUCUUUGCGCUCUCCUUCUCAAAGUGAACAGAACAUAGGCUAUAGGCUAGUCCGCGCACAAUUUUUGGAAUAGGGCCUAAUCCCCCC
Salvelinus fontinalis (brook trout) is the source of this 5337-nucleotide messenger RNA. RefSeq lists its product as uncharacterized. Lineage: Eukaryota; Metazoa; Chordata; Actinopteri; Salmoniformes; Salmonidae. The transcript is spliced from 2 exons. The coding region runs from base 2972 to 3976 and encodes 334 amino acids. The record is from RefSeq and is a predicted model, not a curated record. Gene Ontology annotation, molecular function: nucleic acid binding.